AUGGCACCUUCUGAUCGUCUCAAUCAGGUCAACAAGCACCUCAACUACCCGGCCGGCAUGCUGGCCGGCCAAGUGGCCAUCAUCACUGGUGCAGGUCAAGGCAUCGGCGCCGAGGCGGCUCGACUCUUUGCCAACGAAGGCGCAAAGGUCGUUAUUGCGGAUAUCGAUGCGAAAAAGGCCAACGCGGUCGCUGAUGCCAUCAAUGCCGCCGAAGCGGGCCGUGCUUUGGCAGUGGCGGGCGACGUGCUGGAUAGCGACUAUAUCAAAGAACUUGUGAAGCGUACGGCCGAAUUCGGUGGUGGUAAAAUCCACAUUAUUGUGAACAAUGCUGGUUUCACCUGGGACGGUGUGAUCCACAAGAUCACUGAUAAGCAAUGGGAUACCAUGCUAGCAGUGCACAACACUGCGCCCUUCCGGCUGGUGCGAGAGGCUGCGCCAUAUUUCCGAGUCAAGGACCAGGAGCCGCGCAUUGUCAUCAACAUAAGCAGCACGAGCGGCAUUCACGGAAAUGCAGGACAGGCCAAUUAUGCUGUAGCCAAGGCCGGUGUCGUCGGCCUUACUCGUACUAUCGCCAAAGAAUGGGGCCCAGCCUUCGGCGUGCGCUCUAACACCAUUGCCUUUGGUUACGUGACAACUCGUCUCACUGCAGCCAAGGAGGAGGGUGCUUUCAUCACAACUCCAGAUGGCACCAAGGUCGCCCUGGGUAUUCCUGGCAAGCAGCUUGCUACCAAGAAGGGAGCCGAGGAUAAAGCUAAGACCGAGUCCUUCCCCGACAUUCCAUUGAGGAGGCCUGCUAGCCCUGAAGAGGCAGCGCGCUCUAUUCUAGGUGUUGCUAGUCCGUACUUCUCAUAUGUCAAUGGGGAGACGAUCCGCGUUACCGGUGGACGGAACAUGUAG
Penicillium angulare is the source of this 897-nucleotide messenger RNA. Its product is annotated as SDR family NAD(P)-dependent oxidoreductase. Gene Ontology annotation, molecular function: oxidoreductase activity, acting on the CH-OH group of donors, NAD or NADP as acceptor. Bases 1 to 897 code for a protein of 298 amino acids. The record is from RefSeq and is a predicted model, not a curated record. Lineage: Eukaryota; Fungi; Ascomycota; Eurotiomycetes; Eurotiales; Aspergillaceae. The transcript has 4 exons.